AUGUCAACCUUGCGUGUCUCACUGAGGGUGAAAGCAUGGAUUAUCCAAACAACUAUGCUGUUAUGGCUGGAUGGGGCAAAACUGAAAGUAGCUCAGGCGGUUUUAAUAAUACUUGCUCCCGGUUCUGGAAUACUUGUUCCAGGUUCUGAUGUACUUGCUCCUGGUUCUAAUAUACUUGUUCCAGGUCCUGAUAAACUUGUUACAGACGGAUUUGUUCAAGGAGGAAAAUGUUAUGAUGAGAUUGGCAGAAGAAUACGAUGUUUUCAUCCUCCAAAUAAACUGCAGCUAGCUCUGGCAAGAUCCCAAGCCGAACGGCGUGAGCUUAAAAUUUCCCGCGUCGUUCCGCAUCCCAAGUAUAACCCUAAAAGAGUAGAUCACGAUAUAGCGCUUCUAAAGCUGACAAAAAAAGUAACAUGCUCAAAAAAACUUAUGCUUGUAUGUAUCACUGAAGGCGAACACAUGGAUUACCCAAAAAGUCCUGUUAUUAUGGCUGGAUGGGGCCAGACUGAUGGUUUUAGAGGUGGAAGAAAUCCUUAUUUAAAACAAACUAAGUUAAGAGUUAAGUCACGGGAAAAAUGUUCGAUUUCCACAGACACUGACGAUGUCUUGUGCACAAUCGGAUCGGACUUUGGCGGUACACCAUGCAAGGGUGAUUCCGGAGGACCACUGAUGUACGUCGAAGACGGAAUAAAUUACAUAACCGGAGUGGUUUCUCACGGAACUGCAGAUUGCCAAAUGACGGGCGAAGUAAAGUUUUCUAAGGUGACUGAUCACCUAAGAUGGAUACGCCAAUAUGUACCACUGGAUGAAGUUAAGAAAUAUCAAUAUGAUGAAGAUUAUUCUUUUUAACAGAUACCUGAUUGUGAUUUGCUGAUACUCUCUUCCAAGUAAACUUUGAGCACUGGUUGUGAUAUCAUAGCUACGGAAUGAUUCAAUUGCCACUUUGCUAUGUGUACAAGUAUCUCCAGUUAAAAAGCAGGCUUGAAGGCUUAGAUUAAAGAUUCAUUAGACAAUAAAAAAUUUUGAA
Uloborus diversus is the source of this 1027-nucleotide messenger RNA. RefSeq names its product chymotrypsin B-like. Gene Ontology annotation, biological process: proteolysis. The transcript has 6 exons. The coding region runs from base 1 to 849 and encodes 282 amino acids. The record is from RefSeq and is a predicted model, not a curated record. Lineage: Eukaryota; Metazoa; Arthropoda; Arachnida; Araneae; Uloboridae. Gene Ontology annotation, molecular function: serine-type endopeptidase activity.